Molecule: messenger RNA, 7902 nt
Organism: Porites lobata
Lineage: Eukaryota; Metazoa; Cnidaria; Anthozoa; Scleractinia; Poritidae
Source: the annotation of a GenBank genome assembly
AUGGCGGCAACUCAUGAGGUAGCUCCAGACGCUUUACCGUAUUUUGAUCAGGGAUACGACGAUCCAGGCGUAAGAGAAAUGGUAGGCUUAUUGUCAUAACCUAUGUUAGAGUGUAAUUUUUUCGGUUUAUGCUGUUAGAUGACAAACUAAGAGGAAAAAUCGGCGCAACAUGCGUGACCAUUCGUUUGUUUUAACCUGUUCUGUUUCAUUUGAUCUAGUGUCUUUUAUACAUUUUUCUUGACAACCGCAUAUUUUGCUGCAUGUUGUUAGGAUAGGGCUGAUCAUACCACAAGUAAACGCCUUUUAGAGCCAGCAUUUAUUUUGAUUGAUUGCUCUUAUCUGUCGGCAUCAUCUUCGGGCACGUCUUCUCUAACUGGGGAGGGAGAGAUAGGAGGGCUGGAGGGCUGACUGAUACAACUCUGUGUCUUUCAUUUAUUUGCUUCAUAUAGGUAAAUCAGUUGGUCGAAGAAGAGACAAGACGUUACAGACCAACAAAAAAUUACCUGGAUUUUCUUCCAACACCAGAUUAUGAUGCAUUUGAGGUGAAAAGUUUGUUUCUAUGAAACCGGUCGAUUCGAUACAAGUCGUUUCGUUACAAUUCGUUUCGAUACAAAUUCAAGCAGUAAAAUUGCCAAAAAUUUCGUUAACUUCAAGUAUAGUUUGCAUGUAAGCAAGAAGAACAUUUUGGGUGAAUAUUCUUCAUUCUUUAAGCCCAGCAUGUGGAAUUAUUUACACCUCAACUGAAUAAACUUGUAUUGAAAUGACUUUGAAGCAAAAUGACCGGUAACCUCUUUGGCAUAACUACAGAUUACAGGGGAACUUUUUUAGAAUUAUUCUUUGAUUUGCCUUGGCGGCUUGCCAGUGAGAUAAAACGGCCUUAUCAUUCAAGUGGCUGGGGUGGCUUAGCAGUCCUGACUGAAGAGCCACAGAGCCACUAAAAUGAGUGCAUUGGUGGUAGAAAAGACUUCAGAGGCUGGUGGAGGUUUAUCUUUUUCCUCUCCAUGACAUUGCACAGUUCGAACAUUUCAUAGAUCUAAACCUGUUUAAAUAUGUGGUCAAUGUGAUUCGUAAUUGGGAAACAGAUGCUUUACAAUUUUAUUUUAUGGUGCUUUUUUUGUUAUCAGUUAUGGUAAAAGGAGAUGAAAGUAGCGGGCUAAGGAUGGCUAACUAACAAGCGGUUUUGGCCACCUGCUGGCCCUUAUUGACAGCCCUGGUUGACUUUCUUCCUGGGCAUGGAAUUUUCCAAAUUGACUUGCCUAAAAUAAUGGGCAAUUCCAAAAAUAAACAUAUCCAUACCAUAUCACAGGUGGCUUUUCGGAAUUCCAAGGGCAAGAGGGGGUUUGUUGAACUUGAAAUACAAAGACAUUGGGGGAUACUCACGAUUAGAAUUCCGAAGGCAUGGGGAACAAUAAAGAGUAUUAUGGUAUUUUUGAAAGAGGCCUAUUGAGGAGGAAGCCAUGUCCCCUUAGGUGUUUUACUGUUGUAUCUGUAACUGUUCUGGUGGCUGUGGUGGUUAAAAUCUGCACAGUUUUUGUUAAGAAACCCAGUAACAGGAGAAAGGUAUAGUGUUACAGGAGAAUAUUUUGAAAGAAGCACAACAUCUGAAUAAAAAAUAGUCAUAAGCUACCUAACAUUGGUCGGAGAAUUUUGUGUAGUAAAUGGAGAAUUCUCUGAUCUCUGAUGCCUAAUGAACAUCCUGAAUCUGUCUUUAUGUUGUUUGUUGCCAUUUCAUCCAUCUUUAUUUCACUGUUUAAAGGCCAUGUUGCUUGUUGGAAUUUUUGCCUCACAGGGUCUCCCUACACUCAACUCUUUCUUCACCCCUUGCCCAGAGAGACCAGGUGGGGUACUCCAGAUGUCAAGUGACACGGAUGAUCGAAUGGGGGCAAAAAUCAUAACCUUAAAAAAAUUCCCACAAACCCCAAACCCCCCAAAAAAUCAUGUUGGAUUUGUGAGCCUUAAAAAUUCCAGAAAGCAUUAAAUCUUAUAACAAAAUAUAAUAAUAACAAAAAAAUACCCAAAACAUACUCACCAAAUUUUCUUAUCCGAAAAAAUCCUGGAAUCAAAACUUUCGAACUCAAAAAAAUCCUUCGAUCAUCCCUGCACAUGAAAUUUGGAGUACCCCCCUGGGGACCAACGGGACCAACAUCAAUUAUUAUUCUUUUCUUAACAAUACCCAUAUCCAUCAGGAGAAAAUGUUCUGGGAGUAGAAAAACUGCCUGGAUCUUUCAUCAAAUUCUCUCAUCUAAUUCUUUAAGGACAUGUCAAGAGAUCAAUGUAGAAAAUUUGUACGUCAAUGUUAGGGCCAACAUUCUUUCUGUUUGUUUGUUUGUUUUUUUUGUUUUGGCGAAGCUAAUAAAAUAAAAUAAAAUAGGGGAUGAAGACAUUGAGACAGUGACCGACGAAUGGUAGUUCUACCAACUUUUAGUGUCCAAGUUAACUACUGUAAGACUUGUUUCUUUACAGAGUUGUCUAUCAACAGGAAGUUGGCUUUACAUGCAUUUACAAACUGCUCAUUUGCGUGUACUUUUGCUCUAUUUUUUUUAUUUUGCCAAAAAAUUGCUGAUUUAAAAUGCAAGCAGGCUUGUUUUUGUGUGGUAAUAAAACAUUGCUCUAUAGUUGUUUCAUUAUGCCUGAAAAGCCCUGAGUGGAAUGGAUAAUAGCAUAUUUUACUUACAUUUUACAAACAGGAUGUACCAACGGUAUUGAAACAUCAUUUUUUGCUGUUGGCUCACAGUGAGCUAUUUUUGUGUACUGUUUUAGACACCAGUAUUGAAAAAGGACUUUGAGAGAAUAAGCAAAAGACAAGCCAUGGAAUUACUCAGCAUGAAAAGGUAAAAAAAAAAAUUAUGUUUGAGGCCUUUAUAUGUUCACACCAUAACAGGAGUGUCAAUUACUAUGAUUACUGUUGAAUGGUGUCAGAACUAGCUGAAGUAGGCAUUAUUCUUGCAAGCACUUACAUGAUAAUCAAGAAAACAUAGGUGUGAAUUUGAGUUCAAAUGGAUGUCUGCACAUUUUAGAUAGCAACCUGGAAACCACUUGUGUGAACAGCGUAAAGAAAUGUUGAGCAAUGGCAUUUUACUUUUGGAUGCCAACAGGCUGAAUGUGGAAAAGUUUAAAUGUUUCUCAGAUUAGAUGUCUAGUGCUCAUGAUCAUACAUGUACAUCAUAAUUUUCCUGGAACUAAAAAAGGUUGAUAGAAAUGUGAUGGUCUAUUUUAAGCCUGAAUACAUAGAAGUAACCUUCCUUAAUUAACAGAUUUAUUUAUAUGUAGAUUACAUUAAUAGUAUCUUCAGUCUUCCAUUGCUCAAUUUAUGUUGGUACAUUCAUUUUUGUCUGGAAUGUUUUAGAUAUGAACUUCCUCAACCAACUGCAAAUCAAAAACAUGACAUAACAUCAUGGACGGAAGCUGUGGACAACUCCAUGGCUCAACUGGAACAUCAGGCUGAAAGGUAUGCAAGAAAAAAAAAACCAAGAUAUGCAAACACUAGUAAUAAGAACACAACAAUACACUAGUAAUAACUUAAAUAUUUGGAACAUCAGGCUGAAAGGAUAUAAAAAACAUUAGUUUCCGGGCUAAAAACCUACACAAAAGAGAUACCGAGAUACAGUCGAAUACUACAUACAUGUUCCAGUCUUGGGGUAUUUUUUGGGCAUUCUAAUGACUUUUCUUAUGCAGAGUUAUAAUAGGCUAUUCUUAUGCUAGAGGCAUUAAAGUGGUCUUAAGGUGACUUAAACGACUAGUAUAAAAAUGGACAGACACACAACAGGUGACUUUAACAUCUUAGAAAUUACAUGUAAUAAUAAUAAUAAUAAUAUUAAUUUCAUGUAAUAAUAAUAAUAAUAACAACAGUAAUAAUAAUAAUAAUAUCUUAUUAUAUAAUAAUAAUAUAUUUUAUUAUUUGGUAUUGCGCAAAUUCACAUAUACCAAAUGAUCAUGCAUCUAGUAUAAAAACAGGAUGCCCUAAACUGGAAUGCAUUAAUGCUCUGCUCAACUCCUCCAGAGACGACUUUUUUUACGGAAAACUCUGUAACUAGAAUGACUUUACAGCUAGAGCCUGGCAUAUCUUAAAUAAUUAAUUCUAUAUGUAUUUUUUUCAGAAUUGAAAAUUUGGAGCUGUUAUCUCAGUAUGGGGGUGCAGCAUGGAAGAUUCACAAUGAAACUUUAACAAGAAUUUUAGCUCAGCAACAGAAGAAGCUUAUGGACAUCAAGUAAUAUUCUUACACUUCUAAGACACAUUAAUGAUUAUGGACACAUGAGCAUUCACCAUACAAAUUUUCAAAGAUUUACUGUAGUUGAUAUUCAUUUCAUAUUUAUUACAGUAAUUUUGCAUUAGGAAAACUUCAGACCCUUACCUCAGGAUAAAGAAAUAAACUGCCUUCUUUUUUGCUCCAGAAAGGAAAUUCAAGAAAUAAACUGGCAAAGGAAGACUGAACAGGUAAAGGAAUUUCAUUGCUAAAGAUUUUCGUCUGUUCUGAAAAGAAAAUGGUACCACAUAGAAAUACUGUACUCAAGAAGGGGCUUUCUGUUAAUAGGGAGCUUAAGCAACGACGAUGAAGACAUCAAUGAGAGCGGCAAGAAUGCAAUAGGUUUAAUUAGCAAAACAACAAUUUUACACAUGCAUCAGGCUUUUUUGUACAUUUCUUUACUGCCAAUGCACGGCUACAACGUGGAAAUGCCUAUAUUUUCAAGUUUUGUGGAGGACUUGAGCACAAGACAACGACUUUCUUCUUCUUUUCCUGCAGGGGCGGAUCCAGGAUUUUUUUAGGAGGGGGUGCCUAUUUUGAGGUUUAAACCACAAAGGAAUACCAGUUAAAUUAGAAAACGCAGGUCAUCUUCAAUUCCUGCCCUUCCUGCACUUAGAAACAGUCUUUUAGAAUUCAACUCCAGAAAAAACUGCCAACAUUUGGCAAAUUGAAGGCGAAGGAAUAAGCGCGACAAAGUUUGAAGCAGCGUAUCUUCACUUUUUAAGUGACGUUUUCAUAGCUGUUGCCAUUCUUGUUGCUUAAGAUCCCUUAUAUUGUCACCUGGUAAGGUUUGUUGGACUAAUCAUUGGUUACAAUUUUCUUGUUUCCAUAUAAAAUGGGGUAGGAAGGAGAGAGUUUUGAAUAAUGUUCAAUGAUUUACAUUGUUUUAUCACUUUUUUUGUGAACUAUUUUGUUUACAUUCUUAUACUAGACAAAAGCUGGUGAACAGUUACAGCACUUGGAACAAAGGUAAGUUUGCAAUAAUAUGUUCUAACUUCAGUUUUGUGUAUACAGCUGCAUUACGUUUUAUUUUCUAUGUUUUUGUACUGAGUAUGUGUCCUUGCCACAAAUAAAGCUGUUGUUUCAUCUCUUCUUGUACAUGUAUCUGUGUGUGUGAUCUCUUUACUUCAAGGACAGAAGUGGAAGGGUAAUAAGGAGCUUAAGUACUUGUAAGCACCACAGUAACAGCAGCUAAAAUGUUGCUUUUUCAAACUUCAUUGCUCUUACGCAACUGUGUUCAAUUUGUCAAAUGUUGGCAAAUUUUUUUAGAGUUAAGUUCUAAAGGUCUGUAUCCAAGUUUAGAAGUGGAAAAGAAAAUCGUUACCUUGUGUUCAUAUGCUCUGUAACACGUGGAUUUUAGAAAUAUUCACAUUGUAGUCAUGCAACAACAGCUGAGAGAUGUACAAGAAAGUGUGUUGCAAUAAAUUGAACAAACUUUCCUGUUUCCUUAUUUAAACUUAUUACUUUUUGCUGUCCUCGUUGUUCUCACUGUCAUUUUUGCUUAACCCUGUAAACUCUAAAUUAUUAUAUCAAAAUUCAAAUUCUCAUUUGUUAUCCCUAUACAUUUUCAAUAGAAGUAGUGGGGAGAAGUUGUUGAAGUAUCAAUUAGAUUUAUCUUGUGUGAUCAUGUCCUCAAUUCUCAUGACCACUUUGUUUUAUAAAGCAGUGAUAUUACAAACAGAAAUUUGACGCUGAUCACUCUUAGGGCUUAAAGGGCUAAGCUCCCUAAUAAGUAACUUCUGGUCUGCUGUUUGAAUGAUCAUUGAUGUACAUGUAUGCAUACUUUUAACAAUUAUUAAUUUGAAUAACAAUCAGAAUCGUUUUCUGUUUUUAGCUGGGUGGGCCUGGUAUCCAAAAAUUAUGAAAUUGAACGAGCUUGUGCUGAACUUGAGGCAGAAAUUGAGAGAUUAAAACCACAGCACCAACAGGAGGAAAGAUGGUAAGUAAUGAACUGGGCUUGUUGCUACUGUAUUUGCAUUUUCUAACAAUUUAGAAUUUAAAUUAGGGUUAUUGUGUCUAAUUAAGUGUAAGUGUAGCCCUGAUAACGGUCUCCGUGCACUUGUGAGUGACUCCAAAAUGGAGAGCUUUUUUGCAGGCUUUUUGCUGACAUUUUUCACUAUGUAUAAAUUGUAAUAGAGUUUUAACUAGAAAAUAAUAAUCUUCUCUUUCUAUUAUUAUUUUUAUUUUAUCCAUUUAUUUAUUUAUUUAUUUUACAUGGCAUGUCUGUAAAGUAGCUAAUUAGCUAAGAACAUUGACCACAUUAAAUAAAGUAUUGUAUUUUAUCGUAUUGUAUUGUACAUGUCUAGAGUCUAGGCAACCAUCAGAAUCUGAUUGUGUCUUUUUGGGCAGGUAGUGGAAACAACAUUUGUUUCUACCUUCAAUAUUGUAGUACAAAACCAGGCAACAACAUUUAUUGAGCUAUUUAGGUAAUACAAGAUGAAAGAAAGUGCAAUAAAAAGCACAGGAUGAAUAUAAGUUUAUAAAUGUAAGAUGUAUAAACUGAAAGUAAGUGUGCAAUAGCCAAAGCAGCAGAACUUUCAGAGUUGGCUGCUGCAUAUUCAGAAUUUAACAAGACAGUAGUAUUGAAUGAUAAUUAUUUAUCAUAAGAUUAUGAUGUGACUCCUGGGUUCCAACCAUUUACAAAAAAGUGUGAAAUAAAUGAAGAAAAUUUUGUUCGCCUUUCUCUCUUUGCACAGAUUGUCAACACUGCCCUGGAUGGUGACCUAGGAGAGAGUGACAUUUUGUAUUUUGUCAGAGGGCGUAUUAUUUAUUCCUGUUAAACUGUAGUUUACACUCCCUGACAUCAGAGGAUACCACAAGAACAACAGCAUCAAAACUUCUUUACUGUUUGACUUGUAAGAAUAACCAAAGACGAACCUGUUACUUUGGUAAACAUAAUUAUUUUGUUAUCAAAAACAAAAGCAAUUAUAGGCAGUCAUGCCUGCAUCCAGGCAUCUUUCAUUUUUCUUUAGGUUUCUUCUUUUUUGAAUUAAACUAUUUUUUCCCUGUGCUACUUACUUGGGUUGAUUUGAGGAGUCUUUCAUAGCGUAACUGUUGCAAAGGCGGCCCUGGCCUGUGAACAGGCUCACUGCAGCUAAAGAAGAGAAAUUUGCAAAAGUUAAGCAAAGUGCUUUAAAGCUAUUAAACUUUAAUUAUCAAAAGUUUUAGGUACACCGUUACUAAUAUUCUGUUAGUUUUUAAUUACUAAACUUUUCAAAAUGUUUUCUAAAUGCUUGACAACUGAAGCCGACGUUAUUGUCUGUGCCAAUUUCCAGCAUGGUUUUCUUUUAGCGCGAAGCGUUUUCAGCGAAAAUGAAAAAAACUCAACAUUUUGAGAAAAAAUGAAAAGAUAGUUAAGUUACCGAGCUGAUUGAUACAUCUUUGCUCAUGUUUUCGCUUACUGGUAAAUGAAAUCCCAGCAAUUAUAACAAAAUAAUAACUUAGACGUUUGACCGCUGUGGAGUGAACAGGCCUUUCUGAUGGGACGAGAAGAGCAGAGCAGGCUAAAGGAAAAAGUGGAGAGAAUGAAGAAAAGAGACGUGAAUGUUUUACCUCUUCACUUACCCUUUUUCGUUGAUUCGCCUCAUCCUUCGCCACAGAGACUGUCCAGAGGCUAGAAAUGUUAGGGAUCACAGGGGGCGAUGAUUGUGUUCUGACU